UAAACACGAAGACUAAAAGUCUACCUUUUCCAUCUUUAUAUUGUUGUUUCCUUGUUAACUGCAAUUGACAGACCAUACACCAAGUCUUUAAUCUUUCAACUAAUUGCUGUAAGUGCCGUUUGAUCCUUCCUUUGGAGAUGGAUGAAAGGUUGAGAACAGCUGCUCGUGCAGGAAAUGUUAGUGAUGUGUAUACAUUAAUUCAGAGAGAUGGAAAUGCUUUGAGGUGUUUUGAUGAAGUGGAGUUUAUCGAAACUCCGCUACACGUAGCUGCAGAAGAAGGAUGCAUUGGGUUUGCAAUGGAGAUGAUGAACUUAAAGCCAUCAUUUGCCAGGAAGCUAAACCAACAAGGUUUGAGCCCAAUUCACAUUGCAGUUAAAAGAGGGUAUAAAGAGAUGGUGCUACGCUUCCUAGAGAUUGAUAAAGGUCUUGCUCGUGUGAAAGGGAAGAAGGGUAAGACUCCCUUGCACAUCUUAAGUAAAGCUGGAAACCCUGAUGGCUUGGUCGAUAGGUUUCUUGAGGUUUGUCCCGAAAGCAUCAGAAAUGUGACAACUACGAAUCGUACUGCUUUGCAUAUCGCUGCAGAAAGGAAUAGAUUGGAUGUUUUCCAAGUUCUAAUCGAAACGCUUAAGAAGCAAAACUACUGUCAAGAAGUGAUGAACAGGAAAGACGAAGAUGGCAACACUGCACUGCACAUAGCUGCUAUCAAUAAUCAACCCCAGAUGCUCAAACUACUACUAGAAUGCAAAGCUGAUAAGCAUGAGACCAAUGAGGCUGGUUUGACGGCACUGGAGGCAGCGCAUCAACAGAACAACAUAGAAAGCAUUAGCAUUCUGCGAGAAGUUUCAAACUUUAGGUAUAAGUUGAAGAAACAAAUUGACAAGUAUGGGUCAAAGGUAUCGUCAUUAAUCUUUGACAAUAUAGACAAUAUAUCAAGCGAGGACCGCAGUGCCUUACUAGUAGUUUUAGGACUGCUUCUAACAACGACCUACCAAGUCACUCUUAGCCCGCCGGGUGGAGUUUGGCAAGGAGGAGAUCGUUUUCAAAAUAUACCGGGCAAAUCAGUCAUGGACCAAACCAGCUUUCUUAAUUUCUUUGUGCCAACAUAUGUUGUGUUUAUCGCAACGUUUUUUUUAACGUUAGCCCUCCUUAAACCUUUUCCCGUUGGUUUCAGGACAACACUUCAAAUACUACUUGCAUUUUUGGCAAUAUGCUUCCAUCAGUCAAUAAGUUUUAUAGCUCCAACAGAUUUAGCAAGAUAUGUCAUUUAUAUAUUUUCGAUGCUCUUUGUUUUCUUAUUGGUGUUGAUGGGUAUUGCUUAUCGGGCGUCGAAAUUCAUCACUUCAAUUCUGGGAUUUUGGUUAUUCCCAUGGUUAUUCUUUUUUCUGUAUGAUGAAUUUUGGGAAGGAACCAUUAUAAUUAUAGGAUAUUGUUUAUAUUCCUCGAUUGAAUUCUUAGAAUUUGGUAGUACUCCUUCCUUCUUAGGCGUUGGUACUCCUUCCUCGUUAGGCGUUGGUACUCCUUCCUCGUUAGGCGUUGGUACUCUUUCCUCGUUGAUUUAUUUUAGUACGGGCUUAUGGUGCUGGUUGUUCAUUAGUCUAUGUAGGUUCUGCAUAAAACGAUAUUGUACAUGUUGUAAUUCCUGAAUAAUCAGAUUUAUAAUUAUUCUUAUUUUCGA
Messenger RNA from Gossypium raimondii (Peruvian cotton), 1675 nucleotides. RefSeq names its product ankyrin repeat-containing protein BDA1-like. NCBI's taxonomy places the organism in Eukaryota, Viridiplantae, Streptophyta, Magnoliopsida, Malvales, Malvaceae. The transcript is spliced from 2 exons. The coding region runs from base 138 to 1643 and encodes 501 amino acids. The record is from RefSeq and is a predicted model, not a curated record. Gene Ontology annotation, molecular function: protein binding.